AGGUGACUUCACAUCUAUAAAAGAUGGGUCGGAUGCUGACUUUGAGUUAGUCUGUACGCCCUGUGGGGAAGAUGAUAUCAGAGAAGAAGCUGUCAAAUUCUGUGUAGAAUGCAACCAGUAUCUCUGUACAACAUGUGCUAGAUGUCAUAGAAGAAAUGCGGCUUCGAAAUCUCACAAGUUGUUGGAUAGGGAAGACGCCAAGAAUGCGUCUAUGGUUGCCAUGACAACAAAAUGUCGAUACCAUCCAGAUCGAGACAUCGAGAUGUUUUGUGGAACACAUGACAUGGUCUAUUGUGCAAAGUGUAUAGCCAUAGAGCACAGGGCUUGUGAGAAUGUUAAGAGCAUAGACGAUAUUACGACAUCUCUUGUCCAACAGAAUGACAUACAGCGUUUACAAUUUGAAACUAAAGCUGUUCACGACCAGUUAGUAGCUGCAAACAAGAAGAAACAGAAAAACGUCGCUUCUCUUGAAGUACAAAGAAGCGAUAUUCUCCAUAAUAUUCAGGAUAUAGAAAACACUAUAGUAGAAUAUAUCGGGAAAUUGAAAAGAGAAGCAGUUGAAAGUUUGAACAAGACAUGUUCAGAAGUAAAUGGCAAACUGGAAUCUGAAAUCAGCUUGAUGGCUAAUACAAUAACAGAAGUCGACAAAUCGAAAGGUAUAUUGCAAACUGUAAAUAGAGUGGAUGCUAGACAACAGUUUGUUCAAAUAAAACUGAUAGAAAGGACUGUGAAAGAUGCAAAGGAAUUGUUUGAAGAAAGUGAGUCAGAGGGAACUAGAAUUGCUCGUUUUACAGAAAAUGCAGACCUGAGAAGCAUUUUAACGACUGUCACUGAUUUAGGACGUGUGGAGUCAUUGAGUGAAAACCAGAAACAGAUUACACCGAGGCAAUACAAGAUAAAAGCGAAGAAAGAGCUUAAUGUCAGAAUGCGGAAUGACAAUAAAACUUGUUAUAUAAUUGAUCUAUGUCUGCUUCAGGAUGGUACCGUUGUUCUGACUGACUACAGUAACAGGAAAAUAAAGAGGCUUGAUACAAAUUUUAGUAUAAAGGACGCAUUUGAUGUAACUUUCAAUCCUACGGCCAUCUGUUGUACUGCUAAGAAUGAAAUUGCAGUAAAAUUGUCUAACGACACGGUUCAGUUCAUAUCAGUUGGUCAGAUAUUGUCUGUUUUGAGAAAUAUAUCUGUAGCAGGGGUUAGUUGUUGUGGAAUGGCGUAUUUAGCUGGGGAGCUUUGGGUAUCUAAUGAAAGUAGUGUCAACGUGUACAAUACAUCAGGAACACUACUGAAGUCUAUCAACAAAAUCGUGAAUGGACAAAGUAUAUUUAAAUCGUCUCCAAAACGUAUGUCUGUCAGAGGAGUGACUGUUAUUGUAACAGAUGGAAGUGAUGGAGCCGUCUGUUUAGGAAGAGAUGGAACGGUGAAAAGUGAACUGCGGGACGGAAGACUGAAGAACUGCAUUGGUGUAUGUGUAUCUGCUGAUGGCACUGUCUUCCUGUCUGGAUAUAACUCCAAGAAUUUCGUGAUGUUUAGUGGUGACGGGAAAUGUCAAGGAGAACUGUCAACGAAAGAAACAGACUUAUUGUAUGUUUUUUCGCUCUGUUAUGUCAACCAAAGAAAUUGUUUAAUUCUUGCACGUGAAAUUUAUAAUGACAGUAUUAACAUUCUUGAAAUGUACGAUUAAUCAAGGACGUCCUUGGAUUAAUUUGACAAAUUACAGAUACAAAUACAUUUGUAUAUAACAUGGAGACAACAGUAGUUAUCGAUCAUUUGGAUAUGUUUUCAGGUCUUGUUUGUUCCAACACGUUAUCAUACGGUAUUUAAUUCAGAUAUACUUGUUUAAUAGUCUGAUUUGAUAAGUAUUUAAGUUCAUAAAAUAUAUUUGGGAACUGUUAAAAAGAAGUCUUCUGUCAGCAUGGUGCAAUCUUUUACAACUACAAAUUUGUUUAUAAUCAAAUACCCGUAGUAUGACUGAACUGUGUA
Messenger RNA from Mercenaria mercenaria, 1980 nucleotides. RefSeq lists its product as uncharacterized. NCBI's taxonomy places the organism in Eukaryota, Metazoa, Mollusca, Bivalvia, Venerida, Veneridae. The record is from RefSeq and is a predicted model, not a curated record. Gene Ontology annotation, cellular component: nucleoplasm; chromatin. Gene Ontology annotation, biological process: positive regulation of DNA-templated transcription. Gene Ontology annotation, molecular function: zinc ion binding; ubiquitin-protein transferase activity.